Quercus robur (English oak) is the source of this 2363-nucleotide messenger RNA. Its product is annotated as L10-interacting MYB domain-containing protein-like. Lineage: Eukaryota; Viridiplantae; Streptophyta; Magnoliopsida; Fagales; Fagaceae. The transcript has 2 exons. The record is from RefSeq and is a predicted model, not a curated record. Bases 1336 to 2133 code for a protein of 265 amino acids.
CAGGUGUGGUAAAGUAUACUCUUCAGAUGGCCAUCUCAAAAUGUGCUUCACAAGAUAGGAUGGUCUGGCCUCAAUUCAAGAUUUGAUCACUUUGAGGUGAGGAAGGAGUAUAGAUUUGUUCACUGCUAGUCUACUGCAAGAUAUAGGGGAUAUCAAGAUGAGUGUUUUAAUAGUCCUCAACCAUGGAGGAGGGAGGCUAUAAAAAUUUUGGAUUUGCCUUAUAAGCUUAUAGUGUUUUCUUUGAAUGUUGAUGGUGAAUGCUUUGUGUACUAAGAUUUAACACUCAAAAUAAAAUCUAAAUGUUAGUACUCUGGUAGCGUUUGGAUUUAACGUUUUUUGCGUUUGCAUAUACAAAUGCAAGGGACCCACGCUAUAGUAUGCUCACUAAACGCGCAUAACCUAGCUGAAACGCAUGGAUGAAAAAAUAGAGUGCAUCGUUUCAUUAAAAGCGGGCAUGUGCAUGUACUGUUCAUGGACAGAAAUGCUCAGUACUGUUCACACACAAAUAACCCACGAAGAAGGGCAGAGUCACAAACACAAAACACAGCGUUCCGGCCAGUGGCUAUUUUCAUUCUCCAGGAGUUUCUUCUCUUAACUACAGUGGCAGAUGUCUUCAAUGUUCUUCAUCAAUGCUCCGUCCUCUUCCAAAUCAAUGAAUUGCACCUACCCACCAACCAAAAACCCAUCAAAACAGAUGAAACACCUACAUUGCAAACCCGUUACACAAAACAAACCCACCUCAUCCCCUCUAUUCUUCCUUCACUCGAGCUCACCUUUUCUCUGCUUGUGACGUCGUUGUCGCCACUGUGGGUCUCUGCAUUCACGGGUAAGUUGUGUCUAACUUCUCAUAUUCUCUGAUAUGUUGGUGUGUGGUUAUAUUGUUUUCCACGAGGUUUCAAUCUGUGGUUUUUUGUGUUCAACGUUUGUGUGUGAUUUUUGUGUUCAACGUUUGUGUGUAGUUUUUAUGUUUUCCAUGACACUAGUAUGUGGGUUUCUCUCUUCUUCGUGUAAUUUUUUGUGUUUCUCUUCCUACCUAUGUUGUAUUUGGACUAUGUGAGUUUACUUUACAUUUUUCAUGUGGGCAUGUGUAACUGAUUAUGAUAUGCACAUGAAUUGUUUGUUGAAAUGCCUCAAUGAGUAUAGAAGGAAGUUAUAGCAAAAAUGGGUAAGGGGAAAUCGAAGGACGGUGGUAAUGAUGCGAGAACUGAUUGGAAAGAACCAGCGGAACUAAAAGUUUUUUGUGAUUUGUGUGCUGUUCAAGUCCUAGAGGGCAAGAGGAGUGGAGGAUUUUUUUAAAAAGAAGGGGUUGAUGUAGUGAUUAAGCACUUGGGUGAAAUGGGAAAAGUGGUGACUCACACGCAGUUUAAAAACAAAUGGGAUCAUCUGAGAAAACGGUGGAAGGAUUAUAACAAAUGUUUUGAGUGUGAGACUAGGUUGGGUCUUGAUCCUGGAACUGGGCAGCUUAAUGCCAGUGAUGAGUGGUGGACCCAAAAGAUUGUGGCAUGCCCCAAGGUAGGAACCUUUAAAAAAAGAGGUAUGCCAAAUAAAGACUCCAUGGACAUCAUGUUUGGAGGCACAGUUGCAACAAGGAAAAAUGCAUUCUGCACGAGUGGUCAAAUAUCAAAGGAAAGCACUGAAGUGUUUAAGGACUCCGUUGAUAACAAAGAAUUUGUUGACCCCCAAUGUCAACCCUCUGUGAAUGUUGACCCAAUGGAGGUUGAAGGCCCAUCAUUGUCAAGGGCAGGACUGGCAGUGAAUAAGGGGAAGGGCUUGGCAAGCGGUGUCCACCUUUUCAGGCCAAUUUGCAAGAAACUAAGAAAAAAGCAUUCAGUUGUGCAAGAGAUGUCUGACUCUUUGAAGAGCAUCUCAGAUAUUAUUGUUGAAAAUAGAAGUGUAAGUACUCGUACACCAUGUGCUUCCAAAGCAACUGCUGAGCUUAAAUCAAUUAUGAACAUGGUGUUAAGUCUUCCUAGGGUGCAAUCGGGUGAUCGCCUUCAUCUAUUCAUCACCCUCUUCUUCAUGGAAAAAGUAGAGGGUAGAAAUAUGUUUAUAGCACUUGGUGAUAAGAAGGACGUUCAGUUGAAGUGGCUAGAGAUGCAGUACCAAAGGAACCCUAAAUUUCAUUUUUCCUGAAGGAAAGAGGAUUGUUUCAAUAGGUUUGCUUAGGCUUGGUAUUGUAGUAAUUGGAUUUUCUUUUUAUGUACCUAUUGCAUUCUUUUUUUUUUUUUUCUUUUUCUUUUUUAUUGGUAGAAACUAUGCUUACCAUAGGUGUGUAUGUAAGACAAUGGUUACUAAUUAAUUGUCAUGUAGUGUAUGCUUACUUGUUCCUUUUUCUUCUGCUAGUGUUUAUAAUUGUCAUUAUG